This is a messenger RNA of Brassica napus (rape), 4301 nucleotides long. RefSeq names its product nitrate regulatory gene2 protein-like. The transcript has a single exon. Bases 152 to 2326 code for a protein of 724 amino acids. Lineage: Eukaryota; Viridiplantae; Streptophyta; Magnoliopsida; Brassicales; Brassicaceae. The record is from RefSeq and is a predicted model, not a curated record.
UAGGGUUCAUCGAACGUUACAUCUGCCAAAAGAGGGCUUUAAACUUUUUCAUUGAUGUCGGCAGAAGGGCACAAGAACUCAAUCAAUACAUUGAAGAUCAGUAGGUAAACCGAUAAAAUCGAAUUAGGGUUUAUCUGUUUUGUGAGAUUCGAUGGGUAUCGUUGCUUCCAAGGCAGAUCACAACACUCCUUUGCUGAAUCUGUGUAGAGAGAGGAAGGAACUGAUCAGAGCAGCUAGAGAUGCUCGUUACCACUUAGCUAAAUCUCAUCUUCUUUACUUUCAAUCUCUUUUGGAUUUCACUAACGCUCUUAAUCAGUUUGUGCACAAGGACUUGAUCGUGAUUCCAUAUUCGGAUGACGAUUCGUCUAGCGGAUUGGAGUGUUCUGGUUCAUCAGAUUCAGAUUCGGAGUCUGAUUCAGACUCUAACUCUCAUUGUUUAGCAUGUGAUGAAUCUCAAGCAGUUCCGUUGAGCAAGGAUGAUGAUCAAAACCCGCAAAAACCCUCGUCUGGAGAGCAGGCUUGCGGCUCAAGUAACAAUGUUCAUGUAGAGAAGUCAAGUGAAGGUGUAGGGUUUGUGGAGAAAGUGCCCGUGAUAGCUCCGGUUAAAUGUGAGAAGAGAGUUUUGGAGACUUUUCCUUCUAGUAACCAGCAGAACAGUUUCCAUGGUCACGAUCCAUUCGGUUUGUACGAUUUCUUGGCUAACACGGAGCUGGUUUAUACUGAACCGGAUCAGAGAUAUGAGACUGAGAGUGAUGUAUGGAGAGAGAUUAGGGAGAGAGAAGGGAUCCCUGAUUUGGAAUCUGAUAGUGAUCACAGCAGUCUUGUAAGGAAGAAUCAAAGGAAGAAGAAUGUUCAAGAGAGCUCUUCAACGGCUAAAGACAAGAGGGAAGUGAAUAUUAGUGAUGAAGAAAACUCUUCAACUGCUAACGUUGUAGGUGAAGUUGAUAAGAGUGAUACUGAAGCAAACACUAGUAAUGGCAAGGCUGAUGAUGUCGAUGAAACGUGCACGCAAGAGAAGCAAAUAAGUCCAGAGACUGUUACUGAAGUGACAAGAUCAGAUGAGGAGCUUAGUGAUGAAGCAUAUGAGUCUAGUUCUUCUUCUUUUUGUUCAGGUUCGGGUCAUAGUGAUCUUAGGAACGUAGUAGAAAAGAUCAAUAGUAUAAGCAAGAAAGCUGCGAGUAACAGUGAAGUCUCUGAUCUGCUUGAAGUGAGUAAAGUCAUUCCUCAUCAACCAUUAGGAUCCCAAUUCAAGGAACUUGCUUCAAGGUUACUCGGUAGUUCCAAGAGUUCGACUCGUGCUUUGCUCUUAAGACGUGGCUUGCCCCAAGAUAACCUCGCCGUUUCGCUUUCCAUGACACUAGAGAAGCUUUACGUGUGGGAAAAGAAACUUCACGCAGAAGUUACAGCCGAAGAAAAGCUUAGGGUUUUGUACGAGAAAGGGUACAGUUUUCUAAAGAGCCUCGAUCAAAACGGAGCAGAGGCCAGCGAGAUUUACGAGGCCGAAGCUGAGGUUAAGCUUCAUUUAUCCAAGGUUAAUGUUUCGGUUCGAGCGGUUGAGACAGUUUCAAUGAGGAUUCAUAAGAUAAGAGACGGAGAGCUUUCGCUUCAGGUGAAUAAGACCAUCAAUGUGUUCAAAGAGAUGUGGAGACUCUUGGCGAAAUGUCACCAUAAGCAGUUUCGAGCGAUCACGAGAAGCAAGUCUUGCCUUCACGUGGUUGAGAAAGGAUCUAGGAAAGUGACGCAGAAGGUCGAAGAACAGAUGAGAAGAUUUAAAGAGUCUUUGAGAAGCUACAUUGAUGCACACAGAGGUUUCGUUAGGUUCUUAAACGAGUGGCUUAACCGAAACAUCAUGGAGGAGGACGACCAAACAAAGACAGACGCUCCUGAUAUAUUUAGGGUAUGUAGCGAGUGGCUAAGAGAGAUUGUGAAUGUGGAUGAAGUCAAAGUGUUGAGUGCUGUUGAAGAAAUGGAGUUGAGGUUUCGAGGUUUAGGGUUUAAGCAAUUAGAGGAGGAGAAACAGAGGUUGAGAACCGAGAGGUUGUGUAAGGAGCUGGAAACGAAGACUAAGGAAGUGGAGGAGAGCUGGGGAGCGCAGGCUGAGGAGGUGAUGGGACCGGAACUGCUGUCGUUGAGAGAGAGUGCGACUCACGAAACAGAAAAGCAUGAGGGAUUGAUCAGAGAGAUUAACGACGCCGUGUCAAUGUCUUUGCAAGAGUGUUUGGUUCAUGUCUUUGAGGCCUUGGAGGGUUUUUGUUUUGGUAAUUUUAAGGCAUAUCAGAACAUUAGAAUCGUUUCGACAGAAACAGAAACUCUGUUAUUGUGUUAACCAUAGAAACAAAUAUGUAAAUAAAGAAAAUAAAUAAUUUUUCAUGCGAUGUUGUAUCAAACUCAGACUUACUUUAUAAAUCGAAUCUAUAUAGUAAUGUCAAACUGUAAACCGACGUCAAGAGAUUGUUCCCUCGACAAUUCUCCAACACUCAAAAUAAAGAUGAUUUUUGUUAAUUUCUAGUAUGUAUGGUUGUAUCACAACAUAAUCCCAUCAUAACAGCCAUAUGUCAAGUCAGUAAUAUUUUGAAUGUCUUAAGUGCUGGAAAUAUAAUAAAUUUGAUUUUUUUAAAUAUGUGUUGGGUGGGUCCUGAAAGAUUUGAACAAAAAGUAUUGAUUGAUUUAGAUCUUGAUCUUGUUGGUCGAAUUAUAUAAUCUAACUAAAAUUAAUUAAUUGACCGAGUCAGUAUCAAGAUUCAGCGUUCUUUCUACGAACCCGGUUCAUUCAUGCAUUCAAUAUUUUUUAUAAUGAAGACUUCAACCAUUAUUGGGAUGAAAUGUUGAGUAAAUUAUUGAGGGCAAUAACAAAGAUAAAAGGCAUGCAAUAGAACGGGCAGACCAAGUGGAAUAUUCUGCACACCAUACUUAACUUCCAAUCAAGAGGUUAAACAUAGUAAUGUCUUACAAUAAGCGACAAAAAAUGUGGAUUAAUAAUUUAUAAUCGCACACAAAUAAAUAUAAAAUUCUCCACUAGAAGUCACUAGGGACCUGUGAUGUGAACGUGUUAUUUUCUAGACUUUUCUCACCUACCUACAUCGGCGAAAAACAACUCAUAAUAUUAGUAUCUCAAUUGCUGCUUUUCUUUUUUUUGAGCAACUCUAUCUCAAUUGCUGUAUGUUAACUUAAUAUGCUGUUAUGGUGAAGGUGUUGUUUCUGAUGAAAAUUAUCAAUCAAAUGAGGAGAAUUAAUAAACGGAGGGCAAAUCGGCUAGGAAAAACAAGUGGUAAAGUUGAUUUUGGUAUAUGGAUAUACUUUUAGCUUAUUAAAAUUUUAGAUAUACAAUUUUUUUUUGAAUAAGCAUCUUAACCGAACUUUUUUUUUUUUUUUUUUGACAUCGAAAGUUCCAUAUUUUAUUAAAUAGCAACCAAGAGGUUGGCCUCAGGAGCCAUCCAGCUUGGCAGCUGAGAGUCUACAUGGGAAAAAGCAAAACCUCGAGAACGAGCUCUUUUUGCAAGGCUAUCGGCUCGGAGAUUUAGGGAACGAGGAAUAAAAGAUAUAGAGCAAGAAACAAGCAUAGAACGAAUAUGAUGAAACUCAUCAAAUUUAGCCAACAAAGAUGGCCAGUUGUCUUCUUCGUCUUCUUCAAUGAGAUGGACCAAUUGUAGGCAGUCCGUCUCGAAAGUCAUCGCUAGAUGGUCUAACUGGAUAGAGGAUUUCAUGGCCCACAGCAGAGUUUGGAACUCUGCGUGUAGGGGGGUUAAGACUCGGUUACUAGAGAAUGAACCGUAAGUCGUUGCCCCAUCCUCUGUUAGCAGGACCAUUCCUCCACCAAAGAGGGGAUCGUCUUUAUGCCAGGAGGCAUCCGUCGAGCACACAUGCCCGCGUGGUGGAGGAGUAGCAUCAGGGGGGGGGAGUUCCAACAGCACCGUCGUCAUCAUGGGCCUUGUCUACUAAGUGAGCUAAGCGCCAAGUUUCAGCUUCGGAUUGGGCUAGUUGUAGGGUGUCCAGCGGAGGUGUGUCCUUACCGUUGAAAGCUUUGUCGUUUCGAGCCUUCCAAAUGUACCAUAUGAUCCAUGGAGCUGUGGCGAGAAGAAUCUCCGGGAUGCCGAAAUCUCUCGCACGCCACAGUAUAUGGUCUAGGUUGCUGUAAAUUGAGGAGCACGGGAAUAGGCCCGGAGAGCGUGGUAUGUUCGCUAGGGCCCAGAUUUGGAUGGAGGGAGGGCAUUCAAAGAGGAGGUGAUUACUUGUCUCCUCUUCCGCGCCACAUCUUGGGCAGGUCCUAUCGUUACCACAGUGUCGAUUAGCGAGCGAGUUAC